Bufo bufo (common toad) is the source of this 321-nucleotide messenger RNA. RefSeq names its product hemoglobin heart muscle subunit alpha-type-like. The record is from RefSeq and is a predicted model, not a curated record. The annotation marks the transcript as partial. Gene Ontology annotation, cellular component: haptoglobin-hemoglobin complex; blood microparticle; hemoglobin complex. Gene Ontology annotation, biological process: hydrogen peroxide catabolic process; oxygen transport. The transcript is spliced from 3 exons. Gene Ontology annotation, molecular function: oxygen carrier activity; oxygen binding; organic acid binding. NCBI's taxonomy places the organism in Eukaryota, Metazoa, Chordata, Amphibia, Anura, Bufonidae.
CAACAUCUCUUCCAGCACCAUCCAGACACCAAGUCCCACUUCACUCACAUGGACGUGACCCUCGGCAGUCAGGAUCUGAAGACUCAUGGAGGGAAGAUCAUCCACGCCAUUAAUGAUGCCCUCAGCCACUAUGGAAAUCUGCAGGAGAACUUGGCCACACUGCGGGAGAUGCACACCAACAAGCUGAAGCUCAGUGUGGACACCAUCAAGCUGCUGUGUGGUUGUCUUCUGGAGGUCAUCGUCAAGCAUUUCCCAGAUGUGGACAAGUCUGGCUGUGACAAGUUCCUCAAUGAAGUUGUUGUUGCCCUGAUCUCCAGCUGA